ACGAACCGUGACUAGUCCGUUGCGCAACGAACCGGAUUGCAUGAAAGAGAAAAAUGCAGCGAAUGAGCUCUCUCUCACUCUCUUUUUCUCACAUAUUUUUCAUCCUUCCUCCUUUGUGUGAACAAUGCUUCGAAUACAAACCCGAAUCACUCCCGUCUCAGCCAUUGCUCCUUUCUCCGAUCAAUCGAAUUCGAAUGCAAUUUCCUCGGUUUCGAAUACGUGGCAUUUCUACAUCCGCUUCACCUUCACAACCAAGAAGCGCUUCCUCCGUCGCGACAAAUCGCUUAUCGUUUCCUGCAAAUCUUAUAGCAGCGGAUCCAGAUCUUGGAAUCGCGACGAUGAUGAAUUCCUCCAGGCAUUCGUCCUCACUCCAGAAACAAUCAGACACUACUAUUUGCGUAGACAAGGGUUUCUAGACAAGACAAAAUGGCGCUCGUCUGGUAAUUUAUUUCCUGUUUCAAUUCAGGCUAAAGAACCCAAUUCCAAUGUUAGUUCAUGGGCGCAUGGGUUUCUUCGUCGGUUCCAGAGUCCCACAAUUUUUCUUAAAAUGGCUUGUGAUAGAGACCUAUUGUUGCCAAUUAUCGUAGGGGAGUUCGCAAUAGAAAAACUUAUAGAUGCUUUGAAAGAGGAUGAAAAUGGGGACUUCCUAAAUCAAUUCAAGUUCAUGAAAAAUCUUGUUGGGUCACUGGGGUACGAGGUGAAAAUGGUGCGGAUAACAGAAAGAGUGGUAAAUACUUACUAUGCCCGCAUAUAUCUUGGCAAGCCAGGUGAAAAUUCCAUUACAAGUGUUGAUGCACGCCCAUCAGAUGCAAUAAAUGUGGCGGAAAGAUGCAAGGCACCGAUUUAUGUAAGCAAGAAUAUUGUCUCGACUGAUGCUAUUAGAAUUGUUUAUGGGAAGUGGAGAGGAAAUGAUGCAAAGUCUAAUUAUGAUGUAUCCUUGGACAGUGCUGCAGAAGGACCGGACUCACUAGCUGAGGAGCUUGACUUGCUAAGAAAAUUAAAUAUAGCCGUGAGUGAGGAAAGGUACAAUGAUGCAGUGUUUCCUUUUUCUGGCAGCAAUGUGGAGGGACCAGCUCACCAAGCUUCGCAUGUCCAAACAUGAACAUUAGCGGCUUACUAAAUGAGAGGACAGUUAAAAUCAUUUGUGGCCAAUACACAUGGGGACCCACCCAAUGAACUAGUCCAUUAUGUAGCGCCAUAUCUUGGAGCUCACGAUAAGGAUCAUCAAUCUAUGGUGCAUCUAGUACAUAACAUCUCAUCUAAGGGCCCGUUUUAGAGCUUGUAUUUUGAAUAACUCCAAUUCUGAAUCAAGGUGAUUCCGAAUCCUCAGUCGUGUUUGACAGCUUGUAAUCGGAAUGCACUUGAUUCCAAAAAUUGAAAUGCAUUGAAAUUCUGUAGUACAUUUACAAGAGUUUGAAUGUGAUUACUAAAUUAAUUUUAA
Molecule: messenger RNA, 1441 nt
Organism: Magnolia sinica
Lineage: Eukaryota; Viridiplantae; Streptophyta; Magnoliopsida; Magnoliales; Magnoliaceae
Product: bifunctional nuclease 2
Exons: 10
Coding region: 125-1102 (325 amino acids)
Biological process (GO): protein ubiquitination
Cellular component (GO): VCB complex; nucleus
Molecular function (GO): nuclease activity
Source: RefSeq, a predicted model, not a curated record